GCGUCUUCUAGCACAGUUUACCGGUUGCCUUCUGACCGACAGAUCGAACUUACACCAAUCGAGCGCAGUGCACUCAAUCAAACGAUUAUCCUCCAGUGCCAGGAAGUGGCAGGAUACCAGCAAGUGAAAAGUGUUUGUGUACAGAAUAAACUCAAAUCAAAAACCCAAAUCAUGUUCAAGUUCGUGUGUUUGUUCGCGCUGAUUGCCUCCACGGCAGCAGCCGCUUCGGAGGCCGACAGCCUGCUCACCAGCGCCCUCAAGAUGGUCAAGGACUGUGGCGAGCGUUCGAUGGUCUUGUGCAUGAAGGAACGCGCCUUGCACUAUUUCGAUAACGAGAACGGAGAUGUGCGACUAACCGAGGGCAUUGCCCUGGUCAAGACCGACGACAUCCCGGUGGGCCGUUCCCUGAACGACGUCCAGCUGCCCGAGGAGGUGGAGGCUCGCGAGGCCGAGGUUGACUCGUUGCUGGUGGAGCGUGUGGCCCGAUUCUUCGGCACCCACACCCUGCAGUUCAAGGUGCCCAAGGACUCCAUCCAGGAUAUGCAGCGCGCCCUCGAAGAAUCCCGUGGCAAGAAGAAGGAGAAAAAGAAGUACCUGAUGCCCCUGCUGAUGCUCUUCAAACUGAAAAUGGCCGCCCUCCUGCCCCUGGCCAUUGGCUUCCUGGCCCUGAUCUCCUUCAAGGCCCUCGUGAUCGGCAAGAUCGCCCUGCUGCUGUCCGGCAUCAUUGGGCUGAAGAAGCUGUUGGAGUCGAAGAAGGAGAACUACGAGGUGGUGGCGCACCCCCACUACGAGCACGAGCACAGCUACGGACGAUCCCUGCAGCAGGACUCCCAGGCGCAGCAAAUGGCCUACGCGGCGUACAAGCAAUAAGCCAAAAACGCAACCGCAGCAGCAGUAGCAGCAACCAUCAGUGCAAUACUCGGAGGGCCGUCUAAUUUAUUCUAUUUAUUUAAUUUAUUUGUAUAGCAUAGUUCAUGCCAGGCUUAAACACAUAAGGCGCCAUCAACGAUUUGAGACACAAACUAAAGCAAACUUACAAAAAUGAAGGAAACCAGAAGCACCCAUAGUGUAUAAGUUGAAACAGAUUGCAAAAAAGAAGGGGUUGAGCGAGAGGGGGCAGCCUAAGCCAUUUAAUUUUAAUCUUAAUCUCACAAAUGACUGCAACUUUUGUAUUAAUACUCAGAGCUUUACUAUUGACUACAGCUUAAAAACUCUACUCUUAAACUUAACUCAACUGCUUAACUCUGAACUGCUGAAAGGCUCGGCCACGCCCCCUUAGCACUGCCACGCCCCUUUCUACCAAACAGAAAUCCACAAUAAAAGAAAUGCCGCAUUUA
This is a messenger RNA of Drosophila bipectinata, 1337 nucleotides long. RefSeq names its product DUF1676 domain-containing protein Osi9 (gene Osi9). Gene Ontology annotation, cellular component: membrane. Lineage: Eukaryota; Metazoa; Arthropoda; Insecta; Diptera; Drosophilidae. The record is from RefSeq and is a predicted model, not a curated record.